AUGAUAAGACAAAUAUUCUUGUUUGUUUUUGGAUUGACAAUUGUUGUAGCACAGAGGAGAUUAGCAUUGCCAGAUCCACGCAGUUGCUCCAGUAGAAUUCGUCAUGCUUCAUAUCGAGAUGCCCGUGGAGUUACACAUUCCUAUUUUUUCAGCUGGGAACAUGCUCCUACUAAAAGCUUAGAAGUAGAUUGGCUUGAUGCCAGAAACAUUUGUCGUAGACAUUGUAUGGAUGCAGUAAGUUUAGAAACUCCACAAGAGAAUGAGUUCGUAAAACAAAGAAUAUCUAGAGGAAAUAUAAGAUACAUUUGGACGUCGGGACGAAAAUGUAACUUUAACGGAUGUGACCGUCCAGAUUUGGUACCUGCUAAUGUAAACGGUUGGUUUUGGUCUGGUUCUGGGGCGAAAAUUGGACCAACUACUCAACGUAAUUCUGGUGACUGGAGCCACACAGGAGGGUUUGGGCAAGCACAGCCAGAUAACAGGGAAGCACCACAAGGUAAUGAUGAAUCAUGUUUAGCUGUAUUGAAUAACUUUUACCAAGACGGAGUAAAGUGGCACGAUGUUGCAUGCCACCAUUUAAAACCAUUUGUAUGCGAAGACAGUGAUGAACUUUUAAACUUUGUACGUUCCCGCAACCAGGGAAUUCGUCUAUAA
This is a messenger RNA of Macrosiphum euphorbiae (potato aphid), 654 nucleotides long. NCBI's taxonomy places the organism in Eukaryota, Metazoa, Arthropoda, Insecta, Hemiptera, Aphididae. The record is from the annotation of a GenBank genome assembly.